This is a messenger RNA of Cyprinus carpio (common carp), 2044 nucleotides long. RefSeq lists its product as uncharacterized. The record is from RefSeq and is a predicted model, not a curated record. Gene Ontology annotation, molecular function: zinc ion binding. NCBI's taxonomy places the organism in Eukaryota, Metazoa, Chordata, Actinopteri, Cypriniformes, Cyprinidae.
CGAAACAAUGUACUAAUUCAUCAAAACACUGUAGCUAUAUGGGCUGUGUACUAGCAUAUGCAGUCAUGUUUAUGAGAAAAUGAAACUGAAAGAACACAGGUCGUGUGUCAUUUAUGAAUAUGGCUUCGAACUAUCAAGAUGAUUCGGAUGAAGGCAGCUACCAGCAGUCUGAAUGUCCCCCAGAGUUCAGUGACACUGACACAGACUCUGAGGCUGCCAGCGAUUCUGGGUCUGACACUGAAGAAGAUGCACAGACAUCUAGCAAGCAGGAUGUCUGUAUGCAUUACAAUCGUGGUCACUGCCGUUUUGGGGACAAGUGUAGGAAUGAGCACAUAUGCAAGGACUUCCUGAAGGGUUCGUGCAAGUUUGGUGCUGGAUGUCGUCUCAACCACAACAGUCAGAGUCCAUCUUCAGGACAGGGCACACGAAGAAACAGACCCUCAUCUGCAGAGACUGAUGAAGAAUUUGACGGGCCCUACAGAUGGCAGCUGAAUUUUAAAAGAGGCUGGGAGAACAUUUCCAAUGAUCACAUUCUAGAAGCCCAGUAUUCACUCCCCCACACUAAAGGAAUCGAGAUCUAUAACACCAAAGCUGGGGCUAUAUCAAUUGAUUUCACAAAAAUUAGAGUUCUUCGGAAAACAAAUAUUAAAGUGCGGCGUAUGAGCUCAAAGGAUACAGAAUGGCUGUGGUAUUACAGAUGUGACCAUGGCUGGUAUCAGUAUGGAGACAAGCGCAAAGCCAGUCCAAUUCAGAGCUCAGAACUGGAGACGGCAUAUCAAAACAACCGCAGUGGUUCAGUCAAGAUCACUGUUGACUCUACCCAGUACGAGAUUAGCUUUAAAGAAAUGUGUCAGAGAAAUUUAUCUACAGGCCGUAAGAAGCAUGUUAGACGACGCCCUAAAUAUGAACCAUCUGAAAGUGGAGGAUUGCUUGGAAUAACCUCACAACUAAGAAACAUUUUGAGCCCUUCAACAAAUACAACUCCAAAGUGGCAGUUUAAAGGAAGCAAUCAGUGGUACACCUUCAAGAACACGGGAGGUUGUUCAGUCUCAAGUGCUGACAUUGAGAAGUCUUACCAACAAAACCAAACGACCAUGAACUUCACUGUGAAUGAUGACAGUUACACUCUGGAUUUUGCAAAGAUGAGUCAAGUUAACCAGAGAACAAAGGCCAAACGCAAGGUCAGGCGUGUGUAAAAGUAAUAAGGAUGCUCAAGAAGAUCCAAACAAGCAAAUAAGAGUCCAAUUUGAGGUGGAAGUUACCAAACGUUAUUUAGUGAUUUUGAUGUGAAUGUUAGUGAUUCUGAUAUUGAAUGUUUAAUCAUCUGGAAAUAUUGUUCUAUUUUGGUAAAAUAGAAAUUCAAAGACUUUAUUCAGGUAUUUUGACAAAUGUUAAGGUAAUACAAAUGAUUUUAAAAGCUGCUUCUCACAUCAGCUUGAUGACACACGUCUGAAGCAACCUGAAGCAUUUUGUUUAUUUAUCUUAGAAUUUUAUAUUUUAAAAUGCUAUCACUUUUGGUUAUUCUAUAAUUACUCUUACUAGCCAAUGUGCCAUAAGCAUUAUACUGCUUAAUGUUACAAUAAUUUACAAUUAAGUGCCUGUAAGAAACUGCCUGAGAACCAAUGUUUACACACACUGCCUGUGAAAGUUUUUCCUGCUGGACAGUUUCAUUUUCCAUCUCUAGCAUUUAAAUAUUCAGAGACAUGUUCAAUGGAUUAAAAAAAAGAAAAGAAAAGAAAAGAAAAUCAGGGAUAUACACAGCAAUACUGUGUGAAUAUUGAGCAAUGUGCAAUACAAUCUACAAUAUUAUCCGAUAUACUAUGCAGCAUGUUUACAUUACAAUUCAUAAAAUGUACAAUCAAUCAAUGUUGCAUCAAAUUACUAAAUUAUGAUAAAACAAUAAAUUGGGUGUGAGUUUUAGUUACAAACUAAACUGUUUACUUAGAAGUAACAACAUACUAUGCAAAGAGUCUGUAGUAUCAUAUGGAUGCCUUUUUAUGUAUUACUUGAUGGGAAAUAAAUAAAAUAAAAUUAUAAAAUGAAA